Kazachstania africana CBS 2517 is the source of this 537-nucleotide messenger RNA. RefSeq lists its product as uncharacterized. NCBI's taxonomy places the organism in Eukaryota, Fungi, Ascomycota, Saccharomycetes, Saccharomycetales, Saccharomycetaceae. The transcript has a single exon. Bases 1 to 537 code for a protein of 178 amino acids. The record is from RefSeq and is a predicted model, not a curated record.
AUGGCCUAUGAUGCACAGUUGAAGUCCGGACAUAUUUUUGAUUAUGACGAAUUUUUGGGACGGAAAACUAGGGCUAUUUUGAGCCCUAAUUUGGCCAUUAUAGGGUUGGGUCGGGUGGGUCGACCACAACUCUGUCUGCUUGAGAAUAUGUCUGGGUUGCAGCCAGCGAUUUUCUGGUUGCUAUGCUAUUUCCACGAUUCAUUUUCUCCGCUGACAAAUCAACGUAGCAAGGACCUGUACAAGACACGGACGCACAGAGACACCCCUUUUGGGAGAAAAAUCGUAGGGCGAUUCCUUUCCCACGGUUUUUUUUUCUUCUUGUGGCCAUUUGACAUCUCAAAGACACUCACAAAACAAGCGCAGUGGGGAACCCCUUUUCUCGGUAGUAGGAUUACCUGUUUAGGCAAAAAAAAUUUCUUGCGUAUACUUCUCUUUCGUAAUACGAAGAUACUCUCUUAUUGGUUUCUACUGGUUACAGAAAUCUCAGUCCUGGUAGUAGUGGCGACUAGAAGGCAGGCAAAAAAAGAAAAGAAUUGA